Molecule: messenger RNA, 2451 nt
Organism: Nematostella vectensis (starlet sea anemone)
Lineage: Eukaryota; Metazoa; Cnidaria; Anthozoa; Actiniaria; Edwardsiidae
Exons: 9
Coding region: 407-1354 (315 amino acids)
Molecular function (GO): oligosaccharide binding
Source: RefSeq, a predicted model, not a curated record
UUCUAGAAUUGAAGACAAUAAUGCGCAGUUUUGCAGGUGGAAAAUACGGCUUUGUGUUUUUAGUUGCACGCCACGAAUAAAAGCAACUAUAACAACAGCUCAUAAGCAUAUUCAAGUCGGAGCAUAUAACAAAAAUAAUUAAACUUUGUUAAGCUGGCUAUUUUAAUUAAUUGACCCGUAUGUUUCAAUGUCUAUGAAUUGUGAUCUAUAUUAGGUUGCGUCUAAUUUUUUUCAAACUUGAAUAUUUUUAAAAUGCAGGCGAUACUAUUAACCAAAUUUUAGCUAGGUUAAUUAUUAAGAAGUAGCAUUUUAAAGCAGACGCAAACACAUGCAGCUAGAAACAGUGGAAACUUCGACCACUUGAAUCAUUCACACCUCUGAGAAUCGAGAUUUGAAGAACCAAAAUAUGAAGCUCUAUCUAUCCGUUUUUCUAUUUGUCUCGUGCCAAUGUGUUGUAGAAGUUAUAAGUGGACAAACCUUGCAAAAGCGGCGACUGUUGAGCAAAAAAGUAGUGAGAAAAGUAUCGGUAAAAAGUAUACGAUCUUGCAUUGACGAAUGCCACCAAGAGCCUCGGUGCAAUAGCAUAAACUUUAAGCUUGUUGGUGACGUGAAUUGUGAGAUGAACGAAGAGGAUUCCUCGACAGUUGCACUGGUCCCUGAUGAUUAUAACAUUUACUACACCAACGACAAACAAAAAACGAAGCCACCCACACCCCCUCCUCCUGUGGUUAUCUACAGAUCAUGCGCAGAACUAAAAGCCGCCCGCCCGUCGACCCCGAGCGGAAAUUACGCCAUGCGUGUCAGAGGGUUUAAGAGAACCAUCUACUGUGACAUGGAAACAUCAGGAGGGGGAUGGUCACUCGUCGUGUCAAUCAGCGCCUCGAGCAGGAACCAUAUUCUCCGUCAUGCGCACAACUGCUUCAACAGCUCCUUGUGCGUGCCAAAGGAGUCGGGAACUCUCCCUGUUCGCAAGCAUUCGGAUGAAGACAUUCGCGCCCUGGCUUUUUACGAAGGAACAUUUCGCCUAGAGGCCGCAGGUCGCCGAAUCAACUAUUACCGGAUAGUCGAAGGACCAGAUGCAUUUGAUGCGGGAUGCAACAAUGGAUUAAGGUGCCCUAGGAUUAUCGUCUCGUUCUCCUACCCUUAUGCGUGGGAGUCUAACUGUUUCGGUGUGGAAGAUGGGUUCUCGGUCUAUCGUGACGACUGUUAUUUUGUGUUUGACAGUCACGAUUCUGGGGAGUGCAAUGGUGUGCCAUGGAUUGCUAGUCGUUACCAUACUGAUCGACUUCUAUACAACCUCUGCGGCUCUAAUGGGUUCUUUCCCAACAUCCAGGGAUAUAUGUACGUGCGAUAGCCGAGCAAUUCACAAGGACAAAGGAAUACUAGUGAAAUAGAAUAGAACGUGCACGCAGGUCUUACAUUAGAUAGAAUUUAUUAGAAAAGAAAAAAAAUGUAUAAAGAACAUUAGCUAAGUAAUUACUUCACUGUAUCUUAAGAUUACGGGGUGCCUUCUAUCGAAAAACAUUUUUUUCAUUUCAUUUCAUCAAACAUAGCAAAAAAAUAAGAUUGUCGUAUUCCCCAUUAUUAAGCUUUUCCAAUUACAUAUAUCAUGAGCAUAUUCGAUUAAAUCUGACGCGCGUAUCGACAUUUUUUCCACGAUACUUUGGGUUUUUCGGCGUCCCGCGGGCUAAAGGGACUCCAGUAACCUUACGGGCGUUCAUAUUUUACGGGGCGUCCCCUCUAAUCCUACUUUUGCCUGUGGGCUUUGACGCGCUGGAUGGCUGAAUACGUGUCUUUGCCUCAGACUUCUACACAUACCACUAUAUGCCUGAAACAUUAGUAUAAAAAAGCUGAAUCUAUUAUGUAAUGCUCCGUGUUAGAACUAGGCAACGGCAAAUGGCAAAUGCACGCUGGCAUGUCAAAAAUGCCUUUGGUUAUUCUAGAAAUUUGAUUGGCCAAGACAAAACAUUAUAGCAUAAUAUAUAGAUAACACAACAUGAUUCAUAAUAUUUUUUAAAUAUUUUGGUUAUAGGGUUAAUUAAUGUCUGAUCCAGCUUUGCAGGUAAAUUUUAUGUGGGGAACCUUAUAACCUUAUAUAGACAAUUACAAGCUAUUGUUCUGGCUUCUUCUGAUUGGUUCACCACAGAAAAUCACCUAUAAGGUAUACAGCAAAGAACAUGUUUCACGCAAUAUCUUCAGAAUUUUACUGUCUUCUAUAUGUCCUGCAUGUAUGUUUGGUAUAAAAAAGAUCCUAAGUGUGAAAACAAUAAUAAAGCUUUUUGCCGCAUUCCAAUGGGACUUUGCCUGGUUCUUACACGGAGCGUUACUUUAAGUAUAUAAUUUAUACAUCUAUUAUAAAUAAGGUCGCACUACGAGAAUCCAUGUAUGUAUUGUAACCCGCAGUGCUUCGUGGUUGAAAUUAGCCAAUAAGCCAACUUAAUUAACUAAAAA